Messenger RNA from Knipowitschia caucasica, 258 nucleotides. Lineage: Eukaryota; Metazoa; Chordata; Actinopteri; Gobiiformes; Gobiidae. The record is from the annotation of a GenBank genome assembly.
AUGUCUCGCGGCGUGGAAGUGGCGUCCCUCAGCCCACCCAUGACCAGGCAGGGGCAGUUCUGUGGAGUCUUUUGCCCCGUGGAUGGAGUCACUGGAGGGGUCGGACUGGGUUUGGACGCGUGCCGGGGGCGCGGUGGUGCGGACGGGCAGACGGAGACCUCCCAGCCCAAGAAGAAGGUCCAGAUACGGGAGAGCAAAGGCAAAGAGGCGUUGCAGAAUUUGGACGCUAGGGCGUUCGAGGUCCCACGAGCGCCGUAA